GUUGUUACGCUUUUCAUGGACACGCUUCAACUUUUUAUCAAAGAAUACCAUUCUGUCCUUCAUGAUUGGCUUUAUGUUUUGAUGAUUCGACUUUUGAAUAGGCAAGGACACGAGGUUUUAGCUAGUCAUCAAAAGGCUAUCCAGGAGACCCUUGCUGUUGUCAGAUCUCAUUUUCCUCAUGUUCUUCAAUUCAACACUUGUUGUCGCUAUGUUUCUGACAACACACAAACUCCUGAUUUCCGAGUGAAAAGCUGUCUUCUCGAGCACAUGAAGGAUCUUCUUUUAAUGAUGGGCCCUGAUACAAUAUACAACUCAAACCCAGAGACUGUAAUGGCUGUUUCGCGCAUAAUCAGUUGGUCGACUGAGCCCAAAUCUGCAGAAGUCCGCCGUAUGGCUUCCCGAGUCGUAAUAAAGCUUUUCGACCUAAAUCCAUCAAACUUCUUUCAACUCAUCCAGAACAUCCCCCGACACUUCCAGGACAGAGCACAGGAUAUUCUCAAAACAUAUCAAAAUACCACAAGUGGUAGUGGUGGUCGUGGCAUCAACCUUAUGAUGGAUGCGAGAAACAAAAACAGCAGUUUUUCCCAGCUGUAA
Messenger RNA from Protopolystoma xenopodis, 594 nucleotides. NCBI's taxonomy places the organism in Eukaryota, Metazoa, Platyhelminthes, Monogenea, Polystomatidea, Polystomatidae. The record is from the annotation of a GenBank genome assembly.